AAGUGUCAAAAUCAAGACAACUAUCGUGUAAAAAUUUAAAUGUGCAAUAAUAAUAAAAUCACAAAAUAUAACUUCAUGCUUUUGGGGGACAUUUAAAUAACCUUUACCAAUGUUAUCAAGUGACUAUUAGCCUCUUGAUAACAUCAUAACAUUUACUCUAUCGUUUCUCUGGUAAAAACUAGGUGAAGCCAGAAGGACAUCAUUGAACAGUUUUGCAUGUAUUUUACAUAGAUGUAAAGAGUCCAAACAUCCCUCCCACGACAACUCACGAUUGUUGACGAGAGAGAAUUUGAGUAACAAAGUAGUUUGAAUGCUGCAUAACCUCAAGCAUUCAUACUCAGGCUAUUUGCUGGAGGACUUCAAACAAUCCUUUCACUUCACUUCUAAGCUACUUAACUCGGACCUUAUCACGAUGGAUGAGCUGGAUGAGACUCAGCUGAAGAAUCAUGUGGACAGUCUGAAGCAGCAGCUAAAGUUUAACAGAGAGAAAACAUCUGUCUCGAUUCCAGAAUUAAUUAAAUGGACUGAGGAGAAAAUGAAUGAGGAUCCAUUUCUGAAUCCAGAUAUACUGAAGGACAACCCGUGGGUGGAGUCAAGCAAAUGUGUUAUAACAUAGCGCAAGAGCUGUCACUCAUCACUAUGGCAACAAGAGUGACUCCACCCAUUC
Carassius auratus (goldfish) is the source of this 667-nucleotide messenger RNA. Its product is annotated as guanine nucleotide-binding protein G(I)/G(S)/G(O) subunit gamma-13-like. Gene Ontology annotation, molecular function: G-protein beta-subunit binding. NCBI's taxonomy places the organism in Eukaryota, Metazoa, Chordata, Actinopteri, Cypriniformes, Cyprinidae. The transcript is spliced from 3 exons. Bases 311 to 616 code for a protein of 101 amino acids. Gene Ontology annotation, biological process: phospholipase C-activating G protein-coupled receptor signaling pathway; sensory perception of taste. The record is from RefSeq and is a predicted model, not a curated record. Gene Ontology annotation, cellular component: heterotrimeric G-protein complex.